AUGUUAGAAUAUUAGAACUUUGAAAAUGAGUAAUAAGAAUUAUUAGAAUGUUAUACAAAUAAAAAGGGUAUUACAACAUAUAUAUUUACUUGGUUAAAUCAAUUUAUUUAAAUACAUUAAAGAAAUCUCGAAUAGAAAGACGUUUUCAAUAUUAAUAUUUAAGAAAGCAUUGAAUAUUAGAGCUUAAAUUUUGAAUUAAAUAAGAAUAGCUUAAUUUAUUCUUUAUUAAAAAGUUAUCCUACAUAAUGGAUAUGCAUUAUUUUACUAAAGGUAGGAAUAAUGGGAAUUCAAUUAUUAAAUCCUUUUUUGAUAAAUAAUAUAGUAGAAUUAUUUGAUUCACCAGGAUUAGAUUUUUGGUAAUUUAUGAAGACGAUAUCACUAUUUAGUGGAUGGAUAACAGCUAUUUAUGUAUAGAUUUCAAUUUUAAGUUUUUAUCAAGUAAGUUUUGAUUAUUAUGUUAUAGAAAUAAGUUUAAAUAAAAGUUUAGGCAGCUUUAUCUUCAUUACUAUAUCAUAAAUUAUUUAGUGCUUGUUUACCAUUACCUUCAUAAGCAGAGAUUAUAAAUUUGUUUUAAAUAGAUAUUCCACAAAUAACAAUAUUGUUUGAUUGUGGAGUAUCAUUAUUUUUAACACCUUUUUAAAUCUGUGGAGCAAUUUACAUAUAUUUUGAAACUGUUGGUUUGGCAGCAUCUUUUGGUUUGAUUGGAAUGUUUAUCCAAGUGGGAAUUUCUUUGAUUUAUGGAAGCAUCUAUUCUAGGUUGUUUACAAAAAUAUAGUAGAUUGUAAAAUAGUAUUAUGACCUCCAGAGACAACAGAAUUUCAAAUAUGGAUGAAUUGUUAAAAGGCAUUUUGACAAUUAAAUAAAAUUGUUAUUAUAAAUUCUUUUUUAAUCGAGUAUUAAUUAUAAUUAUAAUAGAUUAAAGAUAAGAGAUAUAUUGAAAUGUCAAAUAUAGCUACAUAAUAGAAAUUAUCUUUUAUUGUAAAAGCCUUAUUUUCAAUUAUUCCAGCUGGAGUUAUGUAUUUUACAAUGAAGAUUUUUGAUAUAUUUAAUCUAAAAUCAGUUUUAAUGGUAACAUAAAAUUAUGCUCAAUUAAUUUAAUCUGUUAAUUCUAUACCAAAUAAUUUAGGUUAAAUAUUAAUGGCUCAAACAUCAAUAAAAAGAUAUAUGGAUUUUAUUUCAUCUUAAGAUGUUGAAUAAUAUUUGUUACCAGCUUAAUCAAUUUAAAUUUUAAUAAAAGAAGGUAAUUUUAGAUGGAGAAAUUCUAAAAAUCCAUUUUAAUUAAAAAAUAUCAAUCUUUAAAUAGAAAAGGGAGAAUUUAUAGUAAUAGUUGGAAAAAAUGGGUCUGGAAAGAGUUCUUUAUUAUAUUGUUUACUUGGAGAAUUAGAAAAGAUUAAUGAAAAUUCAUAUAUUAAUUUAGAAGGUAGUAUUUCAGUAGCAUCAUAAGAACCAUUUUUAAUUUAAGGAACAAUAAAAUAGAAUAUAAUUGAUUAAUAAAAUUUGGAGAUAGAUCGAUAUCUUGAAAUAAUAAAAUCAACUUAAUUAUUAGAAGAUAUUAUUAGAAUGGAAAGUGGAUAGAAUAGUGAAGUUGGAGAAGAUGGAUAAUCAUUAAGUGGAGGAUAAAGAAAAAGAAUUCAUUUAGCAAGAACACUUUAUAAAGAUAGUGAUAUUUAUUUAUUAGAUUGUCCAUUUGAAUCAUUAGAUCAUAAAACUGCUAAGAAAUUAAUGGAUGAAUUGUACUAAAUAAAUAAAAAAGAUAAUAAAACUAUUAUUUUAACAUGCAAUGAUAUUAAUUAAAUAAAAAUAUGUGAUAGAAUAAUUCAUUUAGAUGAUGGAUAAAUCAUAUAUUAUGGUAGUUUAGAUUAAUUUAAAGGGAAAUGUGAAUCAAAUGAUUUAGACUCUUUAGAUUUAAUAGAAAAUUAAUAAGUAUAAUAGGAUGAAACAAUAAAAGAAUCAAAUUAACAUUUAUAUAACCUUAUUGAUAAAUAAUAAAUUAUUGUGAUAGAGAAUGAAGAAAGAACUUUAGGCAGUUUAUAAUUAGAAAUCUUUAAAUAUCUUUAUUAAUUAUUUGGCAAAUAUUAAACUUUUGUUGUAAUAAUGAUUUUUUGUGUAUUAGGAAUGAUAUGCUCAACAUUUUAUUAAUUGAAAUUAAAAUCUAUUACUGAGAUUUCUAAUUCAAAUUAAUCUACUUUAAAUUAAAAAGCAGAAGCGCUUGAAUAGUUUUUGUUUGUUUAUCCAUUUUUUAAUAUAUUAAUGGCCUUAUUUACUUUAUUUAGUGGAAUAUUUUUAACAUAAAAAGGAAUAACAGCUUCAAUGAUUCUUCAUAAUAAUAUUAUUAAUAAUUUACUUAAAGCAUCAGUCACUGAAUUUUAUAAUGUGACAUUAGGAAGUAUUAUAAAAAAUAGAAUGACAAAUGAUCUAUUUUAAUUUGGUAUGAUUAAAUUAUAUUUUAUUAGAUAUGAAUACUCCAUCAUUAAUUUCAUAAUUAUUUGAUAAUAUUUUCAGUUUUAUUGCAUUAAUGUUGGGAUGCUUAUUUUUAUCAAGUGCAUUAUCAUUUCCAAUAUUAAUUUGUUAUUUAAUUCUCUAAACAUAAUAUUUAUUAAGAUAUAUAAGAAUAAAUUUAGAAAUAGCUAGAUUAUAAGCAAUAUCAAAAUCACCAUUAUUAAAUACUUUAACUUAAACUCAUUAAGGCAUUUUAUUUAAUAGACAUUGUAAAGAAGCAUAAAAAUAAGUUUCUAUUUUCUUUGAAUAAUUCAAUAUCUAUACAUAAAAUUCAAUUUGCUCUGCUGCAUUAUCCUCUUGGUUUAUCUAAAUUACUUGUCUUCUAAUGUUAAUUAUGUAUGUGUUCAUUCUUAUUGUAAAUGUAUUUAUUAUACUAUUUUAUUAUUAUAGUACAUUUACAAAAUCAAUAAUAAAGAAUCUGCAACUAUUUCUAUGUAUUUAGCUGUAAGUCUUGGAGAAAAAUUUACUAGUUUGACUUUAACUUUUCAAUCUUUUUAUUCAAAUAAUGUUUAUUUAGAAAGAUGUUUAUCAUUAAUAAAUAAUAUUGCUAAAGAAGAUUUAUCUAAUUAAUAAUAUAGUGAUUUUGAAAAUCCUAUAGAUAGAAGAAAUAGUGAUUUUCACUUUAGCGAUCAUGAUGAUAGCAGUAGUUAAAUUGAAAUGAUGACCAUUAAAUCAGUAGAAAGUAUUUAAGAAUUAUAACAAUAAUUUGUUCUUGAAUUAAAUAAUGUUUCUUUACAAUACAAAAAUAGUACAGUAUUGACUGAUAUCUCAUUUAAAUUAAAAUAAAGAUAAAAGGUAUAUCCUAUAUUCUCAAUUCAAAGAUUGCAAUCCUUGGUAGAACUGGAGCUGGAAAGACUAGUCUUAUGCAUUGUAUUACAAGAUUAGUCGAACCUUGUUAAGGAUCAUUAAAAGUACUUGGAUAGGAUAAUAGGAAUACAAGUAUAAAUAGAAUUAGAUCAUUAUUUUCUGUUGUUUCUUAAGAUCCAUUUGUUUUUGAGGGUUCCAUCCAGUAAAAUAUUGACCCAAAUAAUUCUUAUAAUUCAAUUGAUAUCAUUAGAAUCUUAUCUAAAUAUGGAUUAUCUUAAAUUAAAUUAUUAGAAAAUUUAUAAUUUAGAGUUUAACCUCACGGAUCUAAUCUUUCAUUAGGAGAAAAAUAAUUACUUGUGUUAUGUCGGAUAUUAUUAUAAAAGAGAAAAAUAGUUAUUUUAGAUGAAUGUACUGGAAAUCUUGAUAAUCAAUAUUGUUAAUAGAUUAAUUUAACUCUUGAUUUAUUUAUGAAGGUAUUAUGAUUUCUUUAUUUAAAGGAUAAAACUGUUAUCGCUAUUACUCAUAAAUUAGAUUUAUUAGAUAUGUUUGAUUAACUUAUGAUUAUGGAUAAAGGUAAAAUAAUUGCAUGUGGUUUAAAAUAAGAGAUUUUAGAUCAGUAUUUAAAUUAAAAAGUUAAUUGAUAUUUUAUACAAUGUAUGUAAUUUGAAAUAAUAUUUUAUAAAUGUUUCCAAAUAUUAUAUAAUAAGAUCAUAGAAAUUCUGUAUUGGAUGACUAAUUAAUCCUUCAAAAUAAGAAUAUUCCACAUACACCUGAAUUAUUAAAUGGAAAGCAUUACAAGAGACAAUCUUAGAGAAUAGGUUUAUAAUCUUAAAUUUCAAGAAAUUAUAGAUCUAAACUGUCGACAGAAAUUCAAAGUUAAUAAAGAAAAACUAACAAUUCUAGUUAGAAGAAUAAACAGAAUAAUCUAUUUUAAGAAUAUUAAGAUAUAUUCCUUUCUGAAUACUCAGAGAGUGAUUCAUCUUAAGAUUUGUCAUAAAAGAUUAGUAGUGUUUAUUAGAAAAGAGUUUCCAUACAGAAUUAUGAUAAAGUGAUAGAUGAACAGAUGGAAUUUAUACACAAAACUUUGCAUUAAAAACUUUCUUAAAUCAGGUAUUGACCUGUAAUAUUUAGAAAAUAAAAAGCAACCCCUUUUUUAAAGAGUAGCUAAAAUAACUAAAUGAAAUAGACUAUAAAAAGUAGAAAAAGUAUUAAAUAAUUAUCUUAGUUAUCCAAAAAAAAUAGUUUUUAGAAUAUAUUACAUAAAUCAACAAAUUUUAAUAGAGAAAGAUCUAUAUAGAUAUCAAACAAUAAAAAUUAUAAUACUUAAGAGUAAAAAAGCUUAGAAAAAAUAUUAGAUUAAGUAGGAAUACCAGAAUAAGAAAAAUAUAAAUAUAAAUAAAUAAUUGAAGACCUUGAAAACUAAUGUUUAGAGAUUAAACCUACAGGAAGAAAUAAAAUUAAAUAGAAAGUUAGAAAAACAUUUAUUCAAUUAUUUUAUCAAUAUUAUUAAGAAGAUAAUUUAUUAAAAGGAGUAGAUGGAGAUUAAAUAAGUGUUUAUUCAGGUGCUUAAAAUGAAUCAAUUAUAUAUGGAAAUAAAGUAUAUGAACCAUAAAAUAUUCAAAAUAAUAAUAUGACAUAAAUAUUAGAUAAUGUAUUUUUAAAAAACUAAAAUAAUGGGUUGAUAAGUGAUAGAAUGAAAUUUUUAAUGGAUAAUUUUAAGUUAGAAUUAAGUAAUGAGGAUUCCAAUUUUAUUGUUUAAUCUGAUUAAUCAUCUAAAAUUGAAAUAGAUGAAGAUGAUAAUGAAGAAAAUGAAAAACAAAUAACAUAAAUAGUUCAAGAUCCAACAGGAUAACAAGAUCAUUUAAUUCUUAAAUAUGAACGAAAAUUAAAAAGAGAUCCUAUAUAUGACCCAUACCCACUUAUAUGGUAAAGUAAAUCAGAUUAUUUAUGGAUAUUACAAGAUUAUUAAUACUAUUGGGAUAAUUAUCCUCUUGUUUCCCUUAGAAAAAUCAUUGUAUUUAUUAUUAGAUUAAUUACAAAUACUGCCAAUAAAAUAAUUAACCAUAGGAUAUUUACUAUUAUGGUCUUAAUAUCCAUAAUAUUUAAUAUUGUUGUAUUUAUUCAAAGUUAAAGUGACAAUUUAACAAUUGAUAUUCAAAUUAAGCUACAAAAAUAAUAAAAAAGUAAAUCUUAUUAUUUAUUAUUUAGUUAUUUUAUUCUUCUUUAUUUUAGAAAACAUUUUAAAAUUAAUUGGUUAAGGAAUUAUUGAUUUCUUUUGGGAUUUAUAGAAUGUUUUUGAUAUUAUAAUUCUUAUUCUAUUUUCCUUCCAUUAUUACUACCCUACUUUAAUCAUUAUUGAUUUUUCAACUGCAAGAUUACUUAAGAUUUUAUCUGUUAUUAGUGUAUUUAGUAAACGAUUACAAAUCAUGUUACUUGCUUUAAAACAUUCAUUAAAAUUUUUACUUGAAGCACUCAUUAUUGUAAUUAUAUUUUCAUAUUUCUUUGCUUUAUUUGGAAUGCAUUUAUUCUAAGGAUUGUUUCGCUAUAAAUGUUAUUAUGCUGAAUCUGGAAUCUAAACUAAUUAAAUAUGUGGUUAUAAUCUAUCAUGUUAAAAUUAAUCAAUGAUUUGUUCUAAAUCUUUAACUAAUCCAAAUGUACCUACUAAUUUUGAUGAUAUAUUUUACUCAUAUGUAGAAGUUGUUAGAUUAAUGAUUUUUAAUGAAUGGACUGAACCAAUCUAUUUAUCCAUGCAAACAUUUCAUGACUUUUCUAUUGUCUAUUUCAUUUUUCUUAUUUUUAUUAUUGCUAUUUUUGGGGCUAAUCUUAUCAUAGCAGUUCUUAAAAUUUAUUAUUCAUAAACUUUAAUUAAAUAUUAACACUAAGAUAUUUAAGAAUUAUCUGGAAUUAAUACAGAUAUUGUCUUAAAUUUCAGAAUUAUUAAAAAUUAUUUAAUUGAUUAUGAAUGGAAAAAUAAUCGAAAAAAAGAUUGGUUAAUAUAAACAUCUAAUUAAUAAGAACAUUAAACAGCUAUAGCAAAAACAAUUAUGUAAAACAAUAAUCAAAAAAAUAUUAAUUACAAAUAUAAAUACUUAUCUGCUAGACAAACCAAAGAAUAAGAAGAAAUUAAAAAUAGAAAAAGAGGUAUCAAAUAAAAUAUUAGUAAACUUGAAAAUUUUAUUGAUAAUUUUAAAUUUGAAAAACUUUUAUUAUUUGAAUAAAAUAAGGAAUAAUUCAUGUCAAAGAUUUAUUAAAAUUAUGCUUUUGAUAAAGAAUAUUUAAAAUUAUUCUAUAUUUAAACUUUCAAAAAAGUUCCUCUAUAUUCUUGGAGAACUGUUAUUAAAUAGUAUUUCUAAUAUAAUAGUACUUCUGAAUGUGAUAUUUUUUGUUUCUAAAUUAAAAAUGAAAAACUAUAAUAAAAAAGAGAAAGAGAGUUUGAAUUUAUUAAAAAAUCAGUGCUAAGUCAUUGCUUCAAAAUAAAAAAAUCAGAUUAUUCUUUUGUAAAACUAGAUUUAAAGCCCAAGAAUUCUUUUUAAUGUUUUCGUUUACCAAUUAAAUAAAAAAAAUUAUAAGUAUAAAAGAGUAAUAUUAAUGAGAAGGAAUAAAAAAUAGUAUAAAAUAACUAGAAUGAUUUGGAAGAUAACAAAAUUAUUACUAAUAAUUAAAUUAGCAAAAGAACAUUCAAAUCAGAUGAUAAUAUUUAUGAUAAAGAAUUUAUUUAGCAAAUGAUCAAUAGAUAAAUACCUGAAUGUUUGGAUAAAAUAUAAGACUUUGAAGAAUUAUAUGUAAAAUAUAGAUUGGAAGAGUGCAAAUAAAGAGUUGUUUAUAAAAACAAUUGGUCUGGAAAUAAUGUAUUAAUUACUAAAUAAAAAUAUUAAUAAACUCUCAAAAUAUUUAAUUAACUAAAUAAUAUUGAUAUUUAUAAAUGGAAAAUUCCAAAUUUAUCUUGCAUAUGGUGUUUAAUUUAGAAAAAUGUAAAUAUUUUGUUAAGAAAUCGAAAUGCUCAAAUAUUUUUUGAUUUAAUAGUUCUGACAAAUGUUUUAUUAUUAGGAAUGAUAGGAUAUGUGGAUAAGAAUAUAAUCAGAUAAUUAAAUGACUAUCUUGUUUUUAUUCUAAUAAGUGAAUAAUUUUUAAGAUUAAUAUUUUAGGGUAUCAAUAGAUAUUGUAAGAGAGCUAACAAUUUAAUAGAUAUAUUUAUUUUAACAUGUUCAUUGAUAUAAUCUUUAUAUUUAAGUUUAAAUUCUUAGAAUGAAAAUAUUUACCUUGAUUUAUUAAAUUCUAGUUAAACCCUUUUGAUAUAUAGAAUAAUUAAAUACAAUAAUUUUGCAUUGAAGAUAGCAAAGAUAACUAAAAAAUCCCUACCUUCUUUUUUAAAUCUAAUUUUAUUGAUGAUAACUUUAAUAUUUUGUUUUGCAUUUGUAGGAAUGAAUUUAUACAAAGGGAAAUUUCCAAUAGAUACAGAUUUUGGUUUAUAAUAGUCUUUUGAUGAUUUAACAGCUGCAUUUGUAACAGUUUUUGUUCGAGCUGCAAAUGAAGAUUGGUUCGGGAUGGUUAUUUUAGGAUCAUAAUAUAGUAAUAAAAUUGGAACAAUGUUUUUUAGUGUAAUAUCAGUUUAUGUUUUAAAUUUAAUGACAAUAGGAUUUAUAUUAGCAAUCGUUUUAGAUUCAUUUUCUUCUUAUGAAAAUGAUGAAGAAGAAUUAAUUGAUGAAUUUGCUGAUUCUUAGUUAUCCUUCUUAAAGAGUAAUGAAAAUAUAAAUGAUUUAACAUUAAAUAUUGAUAAACUAUCUUCUUCUCAGAGUGAUAAUAAUGAAAAGAACUCAAAUUAAAAUAAUUCUUAUUACUAAGAUAAAAAAUAAGAAAUUGAAAAAGUAUUUAUGAAGAGAAAUAAUAAUAAUUUUUUUGAUUUGGUUGCUAGAAUUAAUUUGCUUCUAGAAUAAUUGUUUGCAUAAUUUUAAUUCUUUACUAAUAAUGAGAGUCAGAACUCUUUAUUUAUUUUUAGCUAAUCAAACUAAUUUAGAAAAUUAUGUUAUCGGUGUAUCAAUUAUAAAUUAUACAUAAAAUUAAUUUAAAUAACAUUUCUUAUUGCACUUCUCAAUAUGUGUAUAUAUACUUAUUUUGAUUAUGAGAAUAAAAUACAUUAAGAUUUAAUUAAUAAAAUAUCAAAUAAAGUUGAAUUAAUAGUCAAUAUUUUAUUAUUAUUAGAUUCUACUUUAAAAAUAAUUUCAUUAGGUUUUAUGAGAGAUAAAGGUGCAUUCAUAAAUGAAUUUUGGAGAGUAAUUGAUUUUAUUUAUUAGUUAUGUUAUAUCUCGAAUUUCAUAGUUGAAUAUGAAGCAUUUUAAUAUUUAAAAGCUUUAAAAUACACUAGACCAUUUCGUUUUUUAUAUUUAUUUGAAUAACUCAAAUAUAUAAAUAGUGCAAUAUCAAAAUCACUUGUUGAUUUGAUGAAUAUUUUAUUUGUGUAAAUUAUGGUAUGGCUUAUAUUUGCAAUUUUUGGAGUAAUGCUAUAUAAAGACAAAAUGAGUUAUUGUUAACAUCCUUUAAACUUUGGAAUAAAUAAAUAGGAAUGUUUAGAAUAAGGUGAAUAAUGGAUUAAUAAUUUGUAUAAUUUUGAUGAUAUGGGAAAUGCAAUGUUAUCAUUAUAUAGAAUGACAGCAUGUGAUGAUUGGGUUUAUAUAAUGUAAAUUUGCUUAAACUCAAGAGGAGAAGAUUAAGGACCUAUUUUAUAUGAUAAUAGAUGGGUAACCAUAAUUUAUUUUAUGUUAUUUAUUUUAGUUGGAGUAUUAUUUUUUCUUGGAUUUUUUGCAGGAAUUCUAUUUAUUAAUUUCUAAACUUAUAAAAGUUAGUUAUAAAAAUAGAUUUUGACUAAUGAUCAAUAAUUAUUUGCCAAUAUUUCCAAAAUUAUAUAGAAGGAAGUACCUAAUUAUUCUGAUCCUCCUAAAUCAUUUAUCAGAAGACUAGCAUCUAAUAUCAUAAAAGAAAAUCUAUACGAGAGAAUGAUUUUAUUGAUAAUAUUUAUAAACACAGGUAUUUAAGAGAAAAUAUAUAUAGGAAUUUUAACUUUCUUUUAUGAUGAAGCUUAAUUAGAUUUGUUACAAAAUUUAGAAGAUAUAUAUCAUACAUUAAGUUGUUUAUUAAUAAUAGAUACAGGAUUAAAAAUAUUAGCAUUCGGAAUAAGAAGAUAUUGGGGAUAUAUUUGGAGAGAAAUAGAAUUUAUUUUAAGUUUUAUCGCUUUAAUUGAUUUAACUCUGUAUCUUACAAUUAAUUGGAGUAAGUAUUAUUUUAAAUCAACAAUAAAUGAUUAAUACUUUUUAAUUCUUAGAAUUGCAUUUGCAUGUAGAAAUUUGAGAACUUUAUUAAUUAUUUAAUAAUUUAAAGGAUUGACAAGAUUGUUGAGAAUAUUGAAUUUUUCAGCAUCUUUUCUUUUAUAAAUUUUAUGUUUUUUCUUUUCAAUUCUUUUAUUUUAUGGAUUAAUAGGAUGUGAAUAUUUUGGAAUGAUUGAAAAAGGUGCAUAUAUGACAGAUUAUAUGAAUUUUUCAAAUAUUGGUAAAGCUUUAUUGAUCUUGUUUAAGAUAUGCACAAAAAACAAUUGGAUUAGAAUAAUGAUAGAUGUUUCAGAACAUAAUUAAUAUUGUACAUCUGAGACGCAAAUAUUCUGUGGAGUUAAAUGGAUAUAUGCAAAUAUAUAUUUUUAUACAUUUGUUCUUAUAUCUAAUUUUGUUGCAUUUAAUUUAUUCAUUACAGCUUUAGUAGAUUAAUUUGAAAGUAAUUUAAAUUAAAAUAAAUAGAAUUUUUUAAUUCUCAGAAUAGUGUGUUGUAAACAUAUAUAGAAAAUAUUGAUCCAUUUAGAACUACUUGGUGUAAAUACUCAACUGAAACUAAAGGUGCAUAAAUGCAUUCUAAACAUCUUGCUCAUUUUUUGUUAGAAUUAGGUCCUCCUUUAGGAUCUGCUAUUCAUGAUAAUAUUUGGGAUGCCGCUAAAAAUGCUUCAAAUUUUAAAAUCAAAGCUGAUCUUAAUGGUUAUAUUCAUUUCUAAGAAGUUCUUUAUGAAACUAUUAGAUUUGCAUACAGAGAUUAAAUAUUUAGAAAUGGACAUCCAGAAGGAAUCAAAAUAAUUAAAUAAAUUGAUAAAGAUACUCGCUUUAGAUUGCAUUUUAAAAGACUUGUAAUUUAUUUUCAUUAUUUAGGAUAUCCUUGAUAGAAGAUAUCCAAUCUAUUAAAUGAUGCAUCUAAAAGGAAAUUUUAAUAUAUUAUAAGAAUAUCUAUUUUUAUUAAUGAUAUUUAGGACCUUUAGAGCUUACUCAGUUAAAACUAUAGGAAAAAUUAAAGAAGCUAUCUUAUCACCAGAUAUUACUAAUUAACUUAAAGAUACAGAUAGAGAAAGUUCAAAAAGUGAUAUUAAUGAGGAUACAUUGAAUAGAGACAUUUUAAUUGAAACCUAACAUUAAAUUUCAUAAAAUAGUGAAGAUGUAGAAACUUUUUAAAUCCAAAUCUCUAAAUAUUAUGAAUCACAUAAUAAACUUAAUAAGAAAUUACAAUUUAUGGAUUAAAGUAGUAAUAUAUAUUCUGAAAAUCAAUUACUUUUUAUUCCAGAUUCUAAUAAAGAUGAUCACAUUCAAUUUGUACCUACCAAACACAAAUCGUCUAUUAAGAAAAAAUAAGAAAAUAAUUUUGUUGAUUUUGAAGCUAUUGAAUAACAAUAAUUCCAUAAUCCCAUGUUUGAUUCAUCUCAAUUUAAUGAAAUAAGUAAAGGAGUCAUGACUGAUUCAUCCAUAAAUGAUGAAUAAAAAAUCUAUUAAAUUAAUUAACUUAUUCAAUCUCCUCAUAGAUUUAGUAUGCAUUCUAUGAGUGAAAGUGUAGGUACAGAAAAUCAUCAUUUCUUUUAUGGAAAAACAAAUAUGGAUAAAGCUAUUAAUUGAUAUAUUAUAAUUAUUAUAUUACUCAUACCC
Messenger RNA from Paramecium sonneborni, 11249 nucleotides. NCBI's taxonomy places the organism in Eukaryota, Ciliophora, Oligohymenophorea, Peniculida, Parameciidae. The record is from the annotation of a GenBank genome assembly.